GUCUAUUCAUAGCUGUUUAGUAACUGACGACCUUGGAAUACCUUCACUGCACAUCUCUUGACUUGUUGUCCCAACUUCUCUCCUUCUCCUCCUCCUCGACUCUCUCUCUUUCAUGAUCACUUCUCUCAGUCUGUCGACGAGAAACACUUUCAUCACCGCCAACACUCACAAUAUCGUCGCCUCAUAUCCACUCUCAUUCAGACAUACACACACGCACACGCACACGCACACGCACACGCACGCACACACACACACACACAAACACGUUCAUUCAUUCACCGCAAUCAUGGCUCCGCCCGCAGCAGGUCGCGCUGCGCCCAAGACCGACGCCGCCAUCCUCGAAAGCGUUCCCAAUUACCCACCACCUGCCGACAUCAAGUACACCUAUGGCACCGCCGGCUUUCGCAUGAAGGCGGAUCUCCUCGACCAUGUCAUGUACGGAAUGGGUCUCCUCGCAGGCCUGCGAUCCCGCAAACUCGGCGGCCAGACCAUCGGAGUCAUGAUCACCGCCUCGCACAACCCCGCCGAGGACAACGGUGUGAAGCUCGUAGAUCCCUUGGGCGAGAUGUUGGAGCAGGAUUGGGAACAGUGGGCCACCCACAUUGUCAAUGGAAAGACCCCCGAAGAGACCCUCGCUGCAUACAACGAUGGGGUGAAGAAGUUUGACAUCUUGCACGAGAAGCCUGCUCGGGUCAUCUUCGCUCGGGAUACUCGUCCUUCAGGAUCGCGGUUGGUGCAUGCCCUGGAGGCUGGUCUCAAGGCCACCGAUGUGGAAUAUCAGGACUAUGGCAUCCUCACCACGCCGCAAUUGCACUACCUCGUCCGCGCCACAAACACCCAAAACGAUAAGAUCCCAUAUGGUGAGGUGUCGGAGGAGGGCUACUACAAGAAGCUGGCCAACGCCUUCAAGGUGGUCAUGCAAUACGUCAAGGUCACCAGCCCGGUCACGGUGGACUGCGCGAACGGUGUCGGCGCACCUAAACUGAAAGAGAUGCUCAAAUACCUCCCGCCUGUGUCCGAGACCGGUCUGGAAGUCAACAUCGAGAAUGAUCGCAUUGAAGAGCCGGAGAUGCUGAACAAGGAUUCGGGCGCGGACUACGUCAAGACCAAGCAGAAGGUCCCUGCGGGUUUCAGUGGUGCCGCCUAUGCGCGAUAUGCCGCGUUCGAUGGUGAUGCCGAUCGCAUCAUCUACUUCUUCACAGAGCCGGGCAACAUCUUCCGCAUGCUCGACGGCGACCGAAUCGCGACUCUGGCUGCCUCGUUCUUGGGAGAACUGGUCGAGAAGUGUGGUCUCGCGGAGAAGAUCAAACUCGGCGUGGUCCAGACCGCAUACGCCAACGGUUCCAGCACACACUACAUCAAAGACCGGCUCCGUCUGAAAGCCGAGUUCACCAACACAGGCGUCAAACAUCUCCACCACGCCGCGCUCCGCUACGACAUCGGCGUCUACUUCGAAGCCAACGGCCACGGAACCAUCCUCUUCUCCCCGACCGCCCUCAAAGCCAUCGAGAAGCAAGAACCCCAAUCCACCGGCCAGCUCGAAGCCCUCGAGACCCUCCGCGCCAUCGUCGACCUCAUCAACCAGACCGUCGGCGACGCCAUCUCCGACUUCCUGCUCGUCGAAGCCAUCCUCGCGCACAAAGCCUGGACCGUCCGCGACUGGCUCGCCACCUACACCGACAUGCCCAGCCGCCUCGCCAAACACGUCGUCCCCCGCCGUGAGGAUUUCACCACUGUGCCCGGCAGUGCAGAGCAGAAACUCGCGACGCCUGUGGGUCUCCAGCGACGGAUCGAUGCCGAGGUCGCGAAGUAUGGCUCCGGCCGCUGCUUUGUGAGAGCUUCCGGCACGGAGGAUGCGGUCCGCGUCUAUGGCGAGGCGUUCCAUGCAUAUGAUGUCGACCAUAUGAUGCAGACGAUUGGGUUCUUGAUCCAGAAUCACGUAAAGAACAACUAUGCGUGAAGAACAAGUGGAGGGAUGUGAUCCUGCUGCUGCUGCUGAUGAUGAUGACGAGAGAAAGCGGAGGGUGGAGGUGAUCCCCUUCUUCUCUCAUCAUCAUCUUUGAUGUUUUAUGAAACUACUACUACCCAUGACGAGCUCCGGCAUCUCUCUUUGCAGGCAGAUGAAUCCAGGAGGAAUCGUUUUUCCCUUUUCCUCAUUUGUUUCGUUUGGAAAAUGAUAAAAGUUGACUUUGUUUUUUUCAUUCUGUCUUCCUUUCCUUUCGCUGUAUGUCCGGCCUGAAGUGCAUAGAAUGUACCUUUGCCGUAAUUCAAACGAGGUUGUGUUCUUCAAGAGACGAUGUACGUUUGGAAAUGCAAGUCUCAGGUGAUAGAAACAAAGAGAGAGAGAUCGC
Messenger RNA from Dissoconium aciculare CBS 342.82, 2351 nucleotides. Its product is annotated as Phosphoacetylglucosamine mutase. Gene Ontology annotation, molecular function: phosphoacetylglucosamine mutase activity; magnesium ion binding. The coding region runs from base 287 to 1960 and encodes 557 amino acids. The transcript has a single exon. The record is from RefSeq and is a predicted model, not a curated record. Gene Ontology annotation, biological process: carbohydrate metabolic process; UDP-N-acetylglucosamine biosynthetic process. Lineage: Eukaryota; Fungi; Ascomycota; Dothideomycetes; Mycosphaerellales; Dissoconiaceae.